AUGCGCCCCGGCCGCCUCCCUCCUUUCCUGCUGCUCCUCCCCCUCCUCACCACCACCACCACCGCGCACCCCCUCGUCGCCGUCCCCGCCGGCUCCAUCAUCUGCGAGACCAUCGCCACGUCCCCCACCUACAGCGACGGCCUCGGCCUCGCCAGCUGGAUCCUACGCUUCGGCGCCGCGCCGUGCCUACAGAGUCGACAGAGGCUCUGCACGCCCGUGGCCAAGUAUGGCGCGGCGGGAGCGAGGGUGUGCUCGGAGAGGGAGAAGUACGAUUUUGAGUGUGGGGCCCUGGGCAGGACGGUGGGCUGGGUGGUGGAGGCGUGUAGGAGGGUCGUGGGGGGUGUGGAGAGGAGCCAGGGGAGGUAUGUGUUUGAUAGGGGCGCGGUGAGGGAUUCGGCGAUUAUGGUGUUUUCGGGGUAG
Messenger RNA from Morchella sextelata, 420 nucleotides. RefSeq lists its product as uncharacterized. Bases 1 to 420 code for a protein of 139 amino acids. The transcript has a single exon. Lineage: Eukaryota; Fungi; Ascomycota; Pezizomycetes; Pezizales; Morchellaceae. The record is from RefSeq and is a predicted model, not a curated record.